Messenger RNA from Xyrauchen texanus (razorback sucker), 2382 nucleotides. RefSeq names its product ciliary neurotrophic factor receptor subunit alpha-like. Gene Ontology annotation, molecular function: cytokine binding; cytokine receptor activity. The transcript is spliced from 9 exons. Gene Ontology annotation, cellular component: signaling receptor complex; membrane; external side of plasma membrane. Bases 185 to 1258 code for a protein of 357 amino acids. The record is from RefSeq and is a predicted model, not a curated record. Lineage: Eukaryota; Metazoa; Chordata; Actinopteri; Cypriniformes; Catostomidae. Gene Ontology annotation, biological process: cytokine-mediated signaling pathway.
GCUUGAGACACACAUACACACAAGACGCCUUUGACUACUGCACAGCAACUUUCUGUAUCGGAGCUUCUCUGACAUACACACGUCUAUAGACGCUCUUACAUCUCUCUGCAUCUAUUGAGGACAAGACAGAGAUAUUAAGCAGGAGAGGAAGAUAAAGCAAGAUAAGGAAGCCAACACUUUUUAAAUGGCCAACAUUGUGACAUCCUUCUGCUGUGUGGUACUUGCAGCCGUGGUGGUGGUGUAUGCCCAAAGGCGCAGCCAGCAAGGUGCCAGGAUUCAGUAUGAGAGAAUAGGAAGUGAUGUCACUAUGCAGUGUGGCUCACUGGACAGCGAUGCCUCUGUAACGUGGAAGGUGAAUGGUACAGAUGUGAAGGCUCGCCGGCGGGAAGAAGGACCCCAGCUCAUCCUGAUGGAGGUGGACAUGAGUAACAAUGGCCUGUACAGCUGCUUCCAGAACCCUGACGGCCAGCGCCGAGACCAGAUCACCCUCCGUGUAGGGCUUCCUCCAAAAGAACCCCAGGUUACGUGUCGAUCAAACACCUAUCCCAAAGGCUUUUACUGCAGUUGGCACCUUCAGCAUCCCACAGACAUCCCAACAGACUUCGAAGUUGACGUCCAACACAACCAAAAGCCCUUGGAGGUGAAGAGAGAUGAGGUUCAUAAGAACAGAUGUCACAUGAAGUUUCCAGAAUUGUUCUCCAGCUUUCCGUACCGAGUCAACAUCACAGCGAUAAACUCGCUAGGUCGAGCGUCCACUGCCAUCAGCUUUGAGGAGUCCUCUAUAGUGAAACCAGACCCUCCUGAGAAGGUGGUGGCCAAACCCGUAACCAACAAUGCACGAAGACUGGAGGUGACCUGGAACAGCCCCUCUACAUGGCCCGAUGUGGAGAACUUCCCACUGAAGUACUUCCUGCGCUACCGGCCACUCAUCCGUGACCAGUGGCAGCAUGUGGAGCUCUCCGACAGCACUGCCCACACCAUUACCGACGCCUACGCUGGGAAAGAGUACAUCAUCCAACUGGCGGCCAAGGACAUGGAGAUCGGCACUUGGAGUGACUGGAGUGUGGCAGUCCACGCCACUCCUUGGAUGGAGGAACCAAAACCCAUAACCUCCACCACUGAGAAUGACGUUAUCCCAGAAACCACCCCAGGUCCACCCUCAGCUGCUCCACGAGUGGGUGAACCCACAGCAGCUUGCUCCACCCUCCUCUGGUCCACCCACCUGCUCAUGGCGUGCGUCCUGCUGUCCAUCAUGUGAUGUGUGAGCUUAAUUCCUGUGGAGAAAAAAGAGGAGUCUUCUAUUUCUAUUUUGCACAUGUUAAUAGAUAUCGUGCAUUGAUAAUUUAAUUCAAGUUCUUUUUCCUCACAAAAGAAAAAAGACCUAGAAAGAUUAAUAAACUAUGACAUUUACAAAAGGAAGACAAAAAAACAGUCAAAUAUUUCAACAUCCCUGACGAUGAGAGCAAACGGAAAAAGAAUGGACACAGACACAGGAACCGAACCCCAGGGGAGCAAAAGAUUUGGGGAUAUGAGACUCACCUGCCUGGCAGCACAACCAACAAAACAAACAAAGAAACUACAUUUAUUAAUCCUUUUUCUUUUUCUUUUUUCAUCAUGCAAGAUUUCUCAUCCCAUUUUGAUUCUUUAAACUGUUCGGGGACAAACAAAACUCCUUUUGUGUAACAUCAAUAUCCACAACAUACAGCUAAUUCCUCAUGCCAAAGACAUGGACUGUUGUUGUUGUUGUUGUUGUUGUUGUUUUGGUCUCUUUUUCUCUUUCUUAUUUUUCCCAGCUUCCCCAAACCUGUGUCUGUAAUGAAUUUGAACUGGAAGGACAAAAUGUUCACAAACUUCAAAGACUGAGGAGUAACAAAUUUUGCUUGAAGGCCAUCAUUUAAUAUCUGUUUUAUUUCUUUUGUUUGUCCACACUUAUGCUUUUAUCAUUUAUGGCCCCUGAACACAGAGACGUUGAAACUGUAAAUAACAAAUUGGUUUGGACUGUUCUGGACCGCCUUUUGUAAAGAACAAGAACAAUGUGUUGUUGUCAGACCAUCUCAAAAGAUUAAGCACCGCACUCAACCAUGCUUUCACUCUGACUAUUUGCCUUUCACAACCUGUUUUUGCAGACUUUUCAAUUCAAUAUCACAAUUGAAUACUACCUUAUCUGAGGACAAUUGUUUCACUUUUUUUGAUUAUCAUUGAAUAAAAUAUAAUUUUAGAACUUUAGAUUUUUAUUUGUUUGUUUUUUCUUUUGUUUUGUUUUUUCAAACCUUCAUUAUUGCUUCAUUCUCCUUGAUCAUAUUUUGUAAACUAUGAUAUGUAUCUUUAACAUGAGAAAAAGUUUAUUAUUUAAUAAUGUAUGUAUUAGUUUUAGAUUCUUGU